CGCUCAGUGCGCGCGGCGCCGGACGCAUCGACCAGUCUGCUCCGAGCGGCUUCUGGGUGCACUGACCAAACGAGACGCGAUGCAGACGCUGGCGCUACUGCUAGUGCCGCUGGUGGCGGCGGGCGCCGCCAGGGCGCUGCCCGUAUCCACCACCAGCUCUCCAGGGGACAGCUUCCAGCUGCACCUGCUCCACCUCAACGACUGGCACGCGCGCUACGACGAGACGGACGGCGCCGGCGACCCCUGCGACCGCCGGACCUCGCAGUCGCAGACCCGGCAGCCUUGCUAUGGCGGCUUCGCGAGGAUCGCGGGCAGGGUGCGCCAGCUGCUGGCCCAACACCCGGACAACUACCUGCUGCUCAACGCCGGCGACAACUUCCAGGGCACGCUCUGGUACACGCUUUUCACCUGGAACGUCACCGCGCACUUCCUCAACAAGCUGCCCUGGGACGCGGCGACGCUGGGGAACCACGAAUUUGAUGACGGAGUCGGAGGCGUGUUGCCCUUCCUGGAACACAUCCAGUUCCCGGUGGUCCUCGCCAACAUGGACGCCUCUCAGGAGCCCUCUAUGGUCGGCAAGUUCAACAGGUCCGUCGUGGUGGAGCGCGGAGGGCGUCGAAUAGGCGUCGUGGGAUACGUAAUGCAGGACCUGCCGGACAAGGCUACCACCGGCAACCUGACGUUCACUGACGAGGCACAGACUGUGGCGGAGGAGGCGGCGCGCCUCAAGCAAAGCGGCGUCGACAUCAUCGUCGCUCUCUCCCACGCAGGACUCUACAUCGACCGCGACAUGGCAACCAAGAUGCGAGACGUCGACAUCAUCGUCGGAGGGCACACGCACUCACUGCUCUACACAGGCAAGCCGCCGACAGGGGACGCAGCAGAGGGCCCCUACCCGACGAUCGUGACGCAGGACGACGGCCACAAAGUGGCGGUGGUGCAGGCGGGCUCCUUCGGCAAGUACUUGGGACACUUGGUCGCCACGUUCGACGCGAACGGCGAGCUGCUCAGCGCGACGGGCAACCCGGAGCUGCUGGACGAGCACGUGCCGCAAGACGAAACCAUCCUGGAGGAACUGAUUCCGUGGAGGAACGUGGUGGAAGAGACUGGUUCGCGAGUCUUGGGCCGCACGAACGUGCUGCUCAACGCGUCCAACUUCGUGUGUCGGGGUUACGAGUGCAACAUCGGCAACUUCCUUACGGACGCCAUGGUGGACGAGCACGUGGUGAUUGGACAACAGGGUAGGUGGACACGCGCUGCGGUCGCUCUUAUGAACGGAGGCAACAUCAGGACGUCCAUCGACGAACUCAGGAACGGUGGAGACGUGACGUAUAGCGACCUGCUGACCGCAUGUCCGUUCAGAGACGGCAUAGACACGGUCACCAUCCUGGGCUCCACCCUUCGAGAAGUGCUGGAAGCGUCUGUGGAGAAGAGCCAGAUCUACACUGUAGAACAAGGCGGAGUUAACUUGACCGUCCACUACGCUGGAGGAAAUUUCUUACAACAGUCAGGGCUGCGCGUGGUGUACGACGUGCGCCAGCCAGUGGGUAACCGCGUGAACAGUGUGCUGGUACGGUGCGCUGAGUGCCGGGUGCCGCGCUACGAGCCGCUGGUGCCGGACGCGUGGUACACGGUCGCCAUCACCACCUACAUGGCGCAGAACAGGGACACCUUCCGUAUGCUGCGAGACAGCGGCGUCAACCGCACUGCCGGUCGCCUUGACACGGACGUGUUCAUCGACUACAUGAAGAAGAACAACCCCAUCACGCAUGGGAUUGAUGGGCGCACCGUGGUCCUCUACUGACAUCACACACGAGGUUGCGGUCAACAGACCACACGGGACCUGUUGCCGGAUUCGUGCUAGUGAAGGCGACUGCUAGUGCCAUGAUGCGCAAGAACAAAUGACAACCGAGAGACUUUGUUUAAUGCUUCACUUUACUUCCUAAGUACCUACGCAAUGAUAACAGAUAUUUAUUUUAUAUCGUUUGUUUCAUGAACGAUAAUUGUAAUUCUGGUUACGCAGGUAAAAGGUUCGAUGGAUCGCA
Messenger RNA from Schistocerca gregaria, 2045 nucleotides. RefSeq names its product apyrase-like. The record is from RefSeq and is a predicted model, not a curated record. Gene Ontology annotation, molecular function: 5'-nucleotidase activity. Gene Ontology annotation, cellular component: plasma membrane. Lineage: Eukaryota; Metazoa; Arthropoda; Insecta; Orthoptera; Acrididae. Gene Ontology annotation, biological process: AMP catabolic process. The coding region runs from base 80 to 1804 and encodes 574 amino acids. The transcript is spliced from 9 exons.